Colletotrichum aenigma is the source of this 1608-nucleotide messenger RNA. RefSeq lists its product as uncharacterized. The transcript is spliced from 3 exons. The record is from RefSeq and is a predicted model, not a curated record. NCBI's taxonomy places the organism in Eukaryota, Fungi, Ascomycota, Sordariomycetes, Glomerellales, Glomerellaceae. Gene Ontology annotation, molecular function: protein serine/threonine kinase activity; ATP binding. Gene Ontology annotation, biological process: peptidyl-serine phosphorylation; peptidyl-threonine phosphorylation. The coding region runs from base 1 to 1608 and encodes 535 amino acids.
AUGUCAGACUUGAUUGAUCAUCGGUUUGACACCAGCAAUGAACCAACGAACACGGACACAUCCACAGUUCUGGCCGCAAUCAGGGGCCAGGGACUGCCACCAACAAAGGACCUGCCUAAGUCUAUUCCAGAACCCAGCGAGAUUACCGAUCAUGGGCAUCAGAGGUAUAAUGAGUUGAAGAACGAGAACCUUAUUCCAUGGCUUCCAGUAGACGACGAUGAACACGAAGGCAAUCUCUCAGACCGAAUCCUUGAGGCAAGCUGUGAAAACUCUCAGGACAGACAGGAGUUUCUGCCCAAAGGUCAAUUGGACAGACUGAUUCAUCCCAGUUCAGUUCGCCUGGAGCUCAGAAGACGGCUGCCAAAUCUUACAGAGGACGAAAUCAGAUCUUACGCCAAUCGCAUAUGCCACGGUAGAGCCGAAACAAUCGACAAAAGUACCACAGAGGAUUUGGUCAAGUCGUAUCAAAAAGUCUUCGCGGUUUUAGUCCUCGUCAACAAGGUGGAUACUAUUGAGUUGUUCCUGGGAGAAAAUGUGUGCGAUGCAGACUUGCCACUUCAAAGAUACACCAGGAAAAAGGAUUCAGAGCGUCGCAAGUUGGAGUUACGACGCAAGAAGCAACCAGGCCGUCGGCUGGAUUCCUUCAGGUUAUGGGACCAAGCUGCCAUAAGGAACUUUGAAAAGUACCAAUGGGCUGUGGUUCCUCCAUUUUUCACGAAGGGCAAAAGGAAAAACGUACAACAUUACGUUCUUGAGCCAUCAACAGUGCUGCCAUUCAUUUUCACCGAGAACGCAAGUAGCGGCCGUCGAGGCGGUUACAGCCGAGUUUUCGAAGCCGAUAUCCAUCCGGACCACCACAAUUUUAAUGGUCCUCAACGGAAUGAGCAGGACACAUCAGAGGUAUUCCCCACUCUCAACUUUAGAACUUCUCUCUCUAAUACCAUCAUCAAGCCUUCACAAAACACCUUUGCGAUCAAACGGCUACAAGACUUAACAAGCAAAGAAGCGUUCCAAAAGGAAGUCCAAAUCCUCAAAAGAUUCAGUGGGGAUACCCAUCCGCAUCUCAUUUCUCUGCUUGCAACAUUCGAGCGGAGUGGCGUAUUCUACCUGAUAUUCCCAUGGGCAGGAGCUGAUUUGAAGACUUACUGGAAGUCCAAGAAUCCAAGACCAAUGCACGACGCGGACACUGUUAUAUGGAUGGCAGAACAAUGCAGUGGCUUGGCCGAAGGUCUUACCAAACUUCACCAGUACGAGACUGGGCUCAACGAUAAGACAGAAUCUUCGAAAAAGGAGUUUCUAGCGCCAAAUGUUGUUCUGAAUGGUGGCAAAGACUCUGGAAGACCUGGUCCACUAUAUGGGCGGCACGGAGACAUUAAGCCCGAGAAUAUCCUUUGGUUCCCUGAUCCAAAGGUCUCUUGUCACAAAGGAACCCUGAAAAUCUCGGAUUUUGGGCUUUCUGAGCUCAACAGUCGGUACAAUCCAGGAGAAACUGAGUCGAACUGCUUCUUCGAGAUCAGAGAGGAUGGGAAGGAUGCACGUGUCGAUGCAUUCGUCAAGCCAGCAGUUACAAAGGUCAGACUUCUGUUCCCAGCACCGGUCAUCACUUGA